AUGUCAAAAAGAGAAAAAGAGCAUUUAGUUAGAGUCUGUGUUCUAGGCUCGACAUUUACUGGAAAAUCGUGUCUAUGUAAUCGAUUUGUUUGUAAUAAUUUUGAAUGGGUUUAUGAGCCGACUACUGAAGUAAGACCCUAUAGAAAACUUGUGAAUAUUACAGAGGACGAAGAAAAUAAACAAUAUUGUAUGAUGCUAAUUGAAGACUUAUUUCCAAUUAACCACCCCUAUUUGCAAAACCCUGAACAAAGCGAAGAAGCCAAGAAUAUGAGCAAUCAAUAUGAUCUUAUCUUAGAAAACCGCAGAGAAAGCAAGAAAAAAAGCAGCGAAAAAGCCUUAUAUAAAGAACACCCUAUACACGCUUAUGUAUACGUUUUUGACCUGACCGAAAAAACCUCUUUUGAUGAAGUCGAAAGAGUAAUCGAAUACAUCCACACUCGAGAAGAAAAAGAAGCUGGCAAAAAGAAAUCUGGUAUUGCUGUCAAAAUCCUUGUAGGCACCAAAAAAGAUUUGCAGAGAAAUGCUGUGCCUUCACAAAAAAUAGAACAAGUUAAAAAGAAGUACAAUUUGAUGUAUAGAAAAGUGAGUGCUUUAGAAAACAGUGAUGUAAAAGACGUAUUUUUAGACGUCGCAAGAAUUGUAAUGGAUAGCAUGUCAUCUGGAAUGAAUGAAGAUGAGGACGAAGACAUGUUUUUUGGAACAGGCUUUUGAAAUUGGCUUGGAUGUGGAGGAAGGGAUGAAAAGAAUAAAGAUGAAGAUGAGGACGAAGAAGAAACUAAAAAAUGCAGAAUUUUUUAA
Messenger RNA from Blepharisma stoltei, 798 nucleotides. NCBI's taxonomy places the organism in Eukaryota, Ciliophora, Heterotrichea, Heterotrichida, Blepharismidae. The record is from the annotation of a GenBank genome assembly.